GAUUAGAACUUUCAAACUCCUGAAUAACAAGUUGGAAGAACUUCUAAGAAUGUACUCCGUAGGGAAUAACUCAAAUCAUAUGCUAGGUAAUAAUAGAACUAAAGCAUUACAUAAUUCUAGUUGAACCACGUCAAUCAACCCCCCAACCACCAUUCAAUACAACAACCCUUCUUCAGCCCCCUUUCUGUUUUAGCCACAUGUUAGUCUACCAACCACUGUGGUCUGUGUCCCAAGAGUCGUUGUCCAACCUUAAAUAGUAGGAUGCUGACUGAAGUUAAUACAAAUAUCUAUUGUAAGGUCCCCAAAUCAUUAUGAUGGUAGAUACACUUAGUGACUAACCCUAAUUUAACCCACUCACUCCGUCUUUAUUUGUUUGCUCCAUUAUAAAAGGGGUUAUUAAAGGCCACAAUGGAGUUACUAAUGCCGUGGUAUUAAUUAACCUCUCCACCCUUAUAAAUUUAAUCUUUACCCUCACCCAAUUUUCUCACCACCCAUGCCCUCUCCACCACCAUAAAACCUUAAACACCAUAGGCACACUACUGUGAAUCCGUCCUCCGACCUACACCACCAAUUUCGCUGGAAAACACCUAUAGCAUCACCAAUUGCACCAAUUCUGCCGGAACCAGCCACCUGUCGCACCAAUUCUGCCAGAAUCAGCCACCUAUCGCACCAAAUCUGCCGGAAAAAACAAUAGGUGGACGACAAUGGAAUCGCGGCGUGGGAAGGUGGUUCGUUUGCCGGGAAACCUAGGGAAAUCGCCGGCGAAUUCGACUGCCGCGACACACUCGAGCUCGAAACAUCGAUGCCUCUGUUAGGAGAGAGAAGGAUGUUGCACGAUUGGGAAAGACUGUUGUUCACUGUGCUUCUGAUGAUGCAUCUGUUCCUUUUGACAACGAUCCUGAUGACGGACGAGCUAGCGAGUCUGAGGAGAUGGCGACAGAGGAGUUUGAGGGUUAUUUUCAUCAGAGUGGUGGGCAUGAUGACACAUCAGGUGUAGUAGUAGCUAGAAGGGGUAGUGAUGGUAGGUUUGUCACUUCUGAUACCGGGAGCACCAUUAGUAGACAAGUUGAUGAUGAUUCGAACAAGUGUAGUAGUACCAAGAAGGAGGGUUUGUCUGAUGCUCAAUUGAGAGCUUUUCGUCAGCGGUUAGACAAGUUUGAUUCAAACAUGGUAAAUUCUAACUUUCUGACAUGUUUUCAUCAAACAACUAUUAAUGAGACUUUAUUCAUGUAUUUACUUCAUUUCUUGCAAGUUGUUUGGCUACCUUAUGGUACAGUGCCAGCCUCAGAUGUUCCUAGGACUGUAUUUACUGGAUGGCUUCGUUAUCAAGAUGUCAUUGAGCCGUACAUGCCAAAUCGUGUCUUACGCCAGUUUGGUUAUGUACAAACGUUUCCUAUGCCUAUUAACUGCCUAGAUUUUGCGUACAGGCCUGCAGAUUCGAAAUUGUAUAAAGUUAAGUGGAAUGUCUCGAGUGUAGAGAAUGCUUGGACCUUGUAUCCUAGAGAUUUCUGGUUGAUUCUUGCAGAGUUCCAGCGUGCUCAACAUUCCUCUGAUGUUGCAGAUGGGUAUUAUGAUUGGUUCACUGACGUUUCACAUAUCUUUGUUGUUCCAGCAGCGGAUGCGGUGUUCCCUGCAAUUCCUGAUAGGACACUCCACUACAAGCACUACUAGAAAUAGGUCGAUUUCCGACGGACAUGAAUUUCCGUCGGAAAAAUUAGAAAUUCUGACGAUUUUUUUAUUCCGUAGGAAAUUUCCGACGGAAUAUUUAUCCGUACAAAAAUAAAGGAUUUCUGACGGAUUAUUCCGCCGGAACGAUAAACUUCCAACGAAAAUAAAAUCCGUCGGAAUCUUCCGACGGAUUUUUCCAUCGGAAUCUUCCGACGGAUUUUUCCAUCGGAACUUCAAACUUCCUA
Molecule: messenger RNA, 1913 nt
Organism: Chenopodium quinoa (quinoa)
Lineage: Eukaryota; Viridiplantae; Streptophyta; Magnoliopsida; Caryophyllales; Amaranthaceae
Exons: 2
Coding region: 931-1671 (246 amino acids)
Source: RefSeq, a predicted model, not a curated record